Molecule: messenger RNA, 1875 nt
Organism: Penaeus chinensis
Lineage: Eukaryota; Metazoa; Arthropoda; Malacostraca; Decapoda; Penaeidae
Exons: 3
Coding region: 426-1778 (450 amino acids)
Source: RefSeq, a predicted model, not a curated record
AGGAGGAGGAGGAGGAGUAGGAGUAGGAGUAGGAGUAGGAGGAGGAGGAGGAGGAGGAGGAGGAGGAGGAGGAGGAGGAGGAGAAGGAGGAGGAGGAGGAGGAGGAGGAGGAGGAGGAGGAGGAGGCUUCUCAAGUUAUGACCAAGUAAACCGUAAUGCUUCCCUUCACGACAGAGAGGAAAACGUCACCGUCUUUACCAACAGCUUCGACGACCAGACCUACUCCUCCAUUUUUGGAAAUGAAACGACACCAAAUGUUAAGUUGAAGGACGAGAAAGGAAGCCACAAGGAAAACGGAAGAGGCCAGACCGGCAACCAAAAAGAAAACGGAAGCGAGAGGACAGAGGGAUUCAACAAAGAAAACGAAGCGAAUGUGGGAACACCAGGGGGGACCAUCUUAAAACGCGUCCGACGCCAAGACUACUAUGAUUACGGCGAUUACAACUACGACGAGAAUUACUACGGUGAUGAUACCUAUAGUGACUACUAUAAUGAAGACUAUUACAAUUAUGAAGAUACCACUGUCGGCGAGGCGAUCACAGAAGCCCCAGACGAUUACGAAACGGGAGACCAAAACGCCAACGGAGACGAAUAUUACGACUACUACUACGACGACACAACGAAUACCGACGAGCAGAACGACAACAACAACGGCGAACACGACAGAGGAUCCUGAAUACUACUAUGAGUACGAAACCGACAACGGCAACGGCGAUACGGACACGGGCGGCGAUAAUACGGACACCGGCACGGACAAUACCGAUACGGAUACGGGCACGGACACCGGUAACACGGAUACGGACACGGGCACAGAUACGGAUACUGGAACCGACACGGGCACAGAUACGGAUACAGGAACCGACACGGACACAGAUACCAACACGAACACAGACACGGAUACCGAUACCGGCGAUUCCGACUCGGGAGGUAAGGACGUCGUCACCGUCCCUUCCGAUACCGAAGACGACAACAGCGACAGCAAAGGCAACAACGCGGUCACCGACAGCAGCGGAACCAGCAGCGUCAGCAGGCAACAGCAACGACAACGUCCUCGACACGAGCGACGUCACCACCAGCGCGCCCACCAUCGGCGAUGGCGGCGUCGUGAACGUGCCCAUCUCCUUCCCGCCCACGUUCUCCACCCUCCCGCCGCCCACCGGGAUCUCUGCCAUAGCCGGGCCGGGGCUGUCGGCCGGCAGCGUGCCCCCGGGGGUACAGAUCGUCACGCUGCCCAACGGACAGGUCGCCGUGCAGAUCCCAGAAAACCUGAAGUGGCGCGAUGUGAAGAACACAUUCACCGACAAGCAGACCCGGAAGACGUGGCGCCAGAUCUUCAACUCCGUCAAGACCCUGAGAAAUCAACAGCGGUCGGCGGCCCUGUCUGGCUUCAGCGUCUCGCCCGAAAGGUCCUCCUCCGAAUUCAUGAUCCCUUCAGACGUGACCUUGGCCGCCGUGCAGCAAUCCGCCAAGGGCAUGACCGUCGGACAGCUGCGAGACUUGAAGGCGAGACUGAGGGAGCUCCAGCGGCAGUCUCGGAGAAGCAGGGACACCAUCAGACUCCGGGUUCCUGCUGGGCUCACGGGGACACCUCCGGGAGUAACAGCGGUGGCUGCUCCCAACGGCGAGCAGAUCUUGACGAUUCCUUCGGACCUCCUGUGGGCGGACGUGCAAGACUCGUUCGCCAAUUCCCUGGAGAGGAGGAUGUGGAGGCAGGUGUUCAAGGCGAGGAACAAGGUGAAGGCGGACCUGAGGGGAGACAACAUCGAGAUGAGGAAUAGCCUUCGGUACAUCAAUGACGUCUUGAGUAAUCGUCUUGAGAAUGGAGGUGGCAACGGGAAGAACAAGAAGAACAAGAAGAACAAGAAGAACAAGAAG